AUGUCUCUGCCACACAGUUAUGGCAUAGUAUUGAACAAUGGUAGCACGAUUGUUCACGGCCGUGGAGCCAACAUCAGAACACCGUUUAGCGCUAUCCCAGUGAUAAUGCACGAGUUAUCGCCUGGUCAGCAUCUCCAUCUGCAAGAACCAGAACAAGGCCAGUCCAAGAUUCGUUCAUACGGGGGUCAACUUGGUUUCAUCGAAUUCACAACCGAUUAUCGCUUGCCUCGACACGUGCAUAUAUCACCACCAGAGUCGCAAAAUCCGAAUGAUCAGGCUUUCACUGCAGAGCGUAUUCUCGUACUCUCAGGGGUUGCUCUCGUUGAGUUGAAUGGCGAAAUAUUCGUUAUACCACCAAAGACGUUAGUGACGAUUGCCCCGGGCGUGCCACACACAUGGACGGCAUGCGCAAAAGGUGUGAGAGUUUCGGCUCCUCCAGACACAGAAGAUAUAGCAAAAUGCACUGGUCGUGAUAAUGCGCAGCGUCAUGCGCCCGAGCCUGUUGUCUCCACCGGACAAUUUUUGAUGGUGUACGAAUAUGAAGACCCAACGGGGUUCUUUCCAACGAAGCAGACCGAUACGCUCAAAGAUAUCGAGCAAUAUGAGCGCUGUGACGAUUUGGAAUCGAUCCGAAUACCAGCUCUGAGUGCACAUGAGGUCCAGCAGCGCUGUACCUUUGUCUGGGAGAAAGCGAUCUGGAAGAAGACUUCAUGA
Molecule: messenger RNA, 714 nt
Organism: Exophiala bonariae
Lineage: Eukaryota; Fungi; Ascomycota; Eurotiomycetes; Chaetothyriales; Herpotrichiellaceae
Exons: 1
Coding region: 1-714 (237 amino acids)
Source: RefSeq, a predicted model, not a curated record